Knipowitschia caucasica is the source of this 2160-nucleotide messenger RNA. The record is from the annotation of a GenBank genome assembly. Lineage: Eukaryota; Metazoa; Chordata; Actinopteri; Gobiiformes; Gobiidae.
AUGAACUCGCAUAUUAUAACCCCCGGACCGUAUCGAGCCACAAAGCUGUGGAAUGAGGUGACUCGUCUCUUUCGUGCUGGAAUGCCACUAAAGAAACACAGGCUGAAUUUCAGACACCAUAGCUCAUGCUUCACUGCCACUGCGGCUGUGGACUGGCUGCACCAACUCCUGCGGAACAAUAGUAAUUUUGGUCCCGAUGUGACGCGACAACAGACUGUGCAGCUUCUAAAGAAGUUUCUGAAGAACCAUGUCAUUGAAGAUGUGAAAGGUCGCUGGGGCACAGAGGAUCUGGAGGACAAUAAUGGACUCUUCAGAUUCCCUUCUACUUCGACCCUGAAGCCAAUUCCAAGUCCUUCACAAGUCCCAGGAUCAGCCCCUGGCUCUAUCAAGAAAAAACACUCAUUCAGGGACAAAGAUGGUUUCUUCAAGUUUAGAACAAUCAAAAAACAUGACAAAGAUGCACAGGAAAACACAGACCCUGCUCUCCGCCCAGAAGAGGAUGGGUCUGAGCAGACGUCUCAGAGGCGAGAGCUGACUGUGGAUGAUGAACAUGCGAUCUGGAAAGAUAUCACUUUGACCCAUUUACAGAGGAUUCUGGGUGUUGCGUCUCUGGAUGAAGUUUUGAGUUACCACUCGGUGAAUCCACAAAACAUCAUCCAUAACAUGACCAAAGUCAACAAGAAUGGCGUGGUUACACUUGACGACAAAACCAAUGAUCUUCCAGAUUGGGUUUUGUCUGCUAUGAAAAGUUUGGCCAAUUGGCCGAAGUAUAACAGUGCACAGCCGUCGUAUCCAGGCUUCGAGAGGGAUGUUUUAAAAACUGUGUCCGACUAUUUCUAUAGUCUUCCACAGCCACUGCUCACAUUUGAGUUGUACGAGUUGUUUAUCAACGUUUUGGUGUUUUGCGGUUAUGUUGCGGGACCAUCACCUCGGCAACUUGGAAAGCGUAAGAAGUUGGACCUCCCCUCAGUGCCGCCACCGGCCAAGACAUCGUUUCUCUCCACCGAGUGUCUCCUCCUGUCGCUGAUCAGACAAGGAGGAUGUGAUGAGACAGAGUCUCCAAUGAGAGAGGUGCUGGGCGUGACUCUGCAGAACAGACACUGUGCCUUUAACAAUGAUGGAGCUCAGAGGAUGCGUUCCUUGAGGCCUCGCAGUAUGGGAAGUUGUUUGGAUAUUGUUGUUGAAACCGGAGAAGAGGAGACUAAAGAGAGCAUGUUUUCAACCCGAGCUGCCAGCUGCCUGGAUGUGAACACUCCAGCACCCUCCUGCUUGCCCCCCUAUCCUGCUUACACCUCUACUGCUCUCCCCAAAGCACAUGGCUCCUGUGCAUCAGGGCCUCGACCUGCUGCCAGUACCUCCAAUCUGCAAACCCCUCAAGCUCCUUCUGUCACGCGCCGCUGCAUAAGUUCACUGGAUGUGUCCAAGCCUCCACGGCCUCUGUCACUGUUCAAACCACCUCUCCCUCCGCCCAAACCUGUAAACAGGCUUCUGCAGCCUCACUGUGAACAUGUCACUAUCCAAGCCCUGCAGCUGUGCACGCUCCUGCUGCCGCCUGCGUCCCGACGAAAACUACAGCUACUGAUGAGAAUGAUAUCCCGCAUCAGCCAAAAUGUGGACAUGCCUCGCCUUCACCCGGCCAUUGGCACUCGCACCCUGAUGGUCCACACAUUCUCGAGCUGUGUUCUUGGCAGUGCAGAGGAAGGCGACUUGGACGAGCUCUUGGCAACGAGACUGGUGUCUUUUCUUAUAGACCACCAGCAAAACAUCCUUUCAGUCCCAGAGUACUUACUGACAGCUAUCGGGGACCAUAUUCUGUAUCUUCGCACUGUACAGGUCCCAGUGGACUCUGGAGAAGCUGGAGGUGACGAGGUCUGUGUCCCUCUCCCCAUCUAUGCUUUCUGUCGUCAGAUUAGUGGUGCAGAAUUUGAACAGCAGAAGACGGAGACCUUACAGCAGGCCAUGGAGGAGUUACUGGACACUCUGUUGACCGACCAAAACAUCAGUGAGAAAGACCGGCGGAAAAAGCUGAAACAGUUUCAGAAGCAAUACCCCGAUAUCUACAGCCGCAGAGUUCCUCCCACGGCCCUGAAGAACAAACCAAAGAUCAAGCCUGCGCUGCUCAACAUCAAGAAGACCAAAGUUUUUAGCAUCAGGAACUAA